Setaria italica (foxtail millet) is the source of this 908-nucleotide messenger RNA. Its product is annotated as LOB domain-containing protein 15. The transcript has 3 exons. The record is from RefSeq and is a predicted model, not a curated record. Bases 130 to 861 code for a protein of 243 amino acids. Lineage: Eukaryota; Viridiplantae; Streptophyta; Magnoliopsida; Poales; Poaceae.
CCCCCUUAAGCCUCUCUGUGUGUGUCACACACACUCUCAACUCUCAAGCGGCCGGCACAAACACAGAAAACCUAGAAGCCACCUUUUCCAAAGCACCCCAGUUCCAUCCCUGUCUCCCCUAGCUUCUUCAUGUCCACUGCAAGCGAAUGGCCAGACCAUGAGCUAGGGAAGAAGAUCAAGAGGGAGUCAGCGCUUGCGGCGGCGGACCGGAUGAUGACGGCGGCGCGGAGGAGCUGCAGCCUGCCGGCGGGGGCGGGGGCUGUUGCCGGCGCCGGUCCAGGGUCGGCGCUGAACACGAUCACGCCGUGCGCGGCGUGCAAGCUGCUACGGCGACGGUGCGCCCAGGAGUGCCCCUUCUCGCCCUACUUCUCGCCGCUGGAGCCGCACAAGUUCGCCGCCGUGCACAAGGUCUUCGGCGCCAGCAACGUCUCCAAGAUGCUCCUGGAGGUGCACGAGAGCCAACGCGCCGACGCGGCGAACAGCCUGGUGUACGAGGCGAACCUGCGGCUCCGGGACCCCGUGUACGGCUGCAUGGGCGCCAUCCUCACCCUGCAGCAGCAGGUGCAAGCACUGGAGGCCGAGCUCGCCACCGUCAGGGCCGAGAUCGUCAGGCACAGGUACCGCCCCGCCACCGCGUCGGCGGCGGUGGCCACCGUGCUCCCCUCGUCGCACGCCUCCCAGCUCCUUGCGGCCUCGGCAGCCAGCCGGGGGAUGCACGCCGGCAGCAGGUCGGUGCGGACAAGAACGGCAACUUUGGCGGCGGCGGCCUCGUCGUCGUCGUCAUCGGCGGUGUACGCCGCCGCGUCCAGCUCCACGGACUACAGCUCCAUCACGAAUGAGAAUGUUCCUUAUUUUGGUUGAGGUAGCGGAGGUUAAUACGGAAUACUGGCUGUGCUUCUUCGAUGUAU